This is a messenger RNA of Beta vulgaris subsp. vulgaris (sugar beet), 618 nucleotides long. RefSeq lists its product as uncharacterized. NCBI's taxonomy places the organism in Eukaryota, Viridiplantae, Streptophyta, Magnoliopsida, Caryophyllales, Amaranthaceae. Gene Ontology annotation, molecular function: DNA helicase activity. The coding region runs from base 1 to 618 and encodes 205 amino acids. The record is from RefSeq and is a predicted model, not a curated record. The transcript has a single exon. Gene Ontology annotation, biological process: telomere maintenance; DNA repair.
AUGCAAAAGUAUUGCUUCGAAGCACUUGAUAGAAGUUUGAAAGACAUCAUGCAGUCUGUGGAUCCUUCUAAUAAGUACAAACCAUUUGGUGGUUUGGUUAUCAUUUUCAAUGGUGAUUUUAGGCAGAUAUUACAUGUAAUACCGAAAGGAAGUAGACAAGAUAUCGUGUUCUCAGCCGUAAGUUCUUCUCAUCAAUGGGAUUCCUGUAAGGUGUUGAAACUGACAAGAAAUAUGCGUCUACAAAGUGGAUCUUCUAAAACAAGUUUCAAAGAGGUGAAAGAAUUUUCAGAAUGGAUACUUAGUGUUGGAGAUGGAAAUGCAGGAGGGCUGAACGAAGGCGAGGCUGAAAUCAAGGUGUCAAAUGAUAUUCUCAUAGAAGGGGAAUCUGAUCCUAUAGCGGCAAUUGUGGAAAGCACAUAUCCUUUCCUAAAGGAUCACUUGUGGGAGCCAAAAUAUUUCCAAGAAAGGGCUAUUUUAGCUCCAACAUAUGAGAUAGUUGAGAUGGUAAAUGAUUACGUACUAUCCUAUUUACCAGGAGAUGAGAAAGUGUAUCUCAUUUCAGAUGCGAUAAGCAAUAUUGAAGGCAAUUUAGGAGCGAGUAAAAUUUACUCAACAUGA